Aphanomyces astaci is the source of this 381-nucleotide messenger RNA. RefSeq lists its product as hypothetical. The transcript has 2 exons. Bases 1 to 381 code for a protein of 126 amino acids. The record is from RefSeq and is a predicted model, not a curated record. Lineage: Eukaryota; Oomycota; Saprolegniomycetes; Saprolegniales; Verrucalvaceae.
AUGACGACCAUCACCUUCCUUUCGGCAUACACGCUGGGUCUGGCCGCUAUCGCCAACUACGCACAGGCCCACGGCCGGUUGAUUGCCCCGCCACAUCGUGGGUACAUUGGCCAGUUGGACCAAUUCGCUGGGAUCAUUCCAUUCGACUACGACGACCAUAAUCUCAACGGUGGUGGUAUUGCGGCCACGUCUGGCGGUAAAUUCGGCGUGUGCGGCGACUCGUACUCCGGGAACCGGCAGCACGAAACCGGAGGCACCUACGGGACGUUUCCCACCAACGGCGCCAAAGCUAUCGGGGCGUGCUAUGCCCCGGGGUCCACCGUGGACCUCCAAGUCCAAUUGAUGGCCAACCACAAGGGUCGGUGCUCCCCGCUGGAGUGA